Messenger RNA from Cydia amplana, 1278 nucleotides. Its product is annotated as zinc finger protein 436-like. NCBI's taxonomy places the organism in Eukaryota, Metazoa, Arthropoda, Insecta, Lepidoptera, Tortricidae. The coding region runs from base 40 to 1275 and encodes 411 amino acids. The transcript is spliced from 8 exons. Gene Ontology annotation, biological process: regulation of transcription by RNA polymerase II. Gene Ontology annotation, cellular component: nucleus; chromosome. Gene Ontology annotation, molecular function: zinc ion binding; chromatin insulator sequence binding. The record is from RefSeq and is a predicted model, not a curated record.
UCGGAAACUGUUGUUGACAAGGCAACAUCAAAUGAUUUAAUGGAUCAGCAAACAACAAAAACAGAUGAGUGGGAGUGCAGGGCUUGUCUUGAGAAACUUGGUCCAACCACAAGCCUAGUCAAUCUUUUUGAUGCUUGGUCAUCACCAUGGGAAGGAAUGGAAAGUACUGUAGCUGAAGACCUUGCUAAAGUUGGACAUAUCAAGCUAUCAUCAACAGACCAACAUUCAAAGUUUAUCUGUAACACUUGUUACACAAAACUUCAGAAUGCGUGUACUUUCGCUGCAGUUGUACAAAAAAGUGAUAGAAUUCUUAGACAGAGGUUCCCUCAUACAGAUCUAGACCCGGGUGAUGCCACCGUGUGGCCCAAACCUAUUCAACUAGACCAAAAUAUAAAUGAUACUGUUUUUGAGACUCCCAUGGAUAUAGAAAUCAAACAAGAAGUUCUGUCUGAUAAUGACUAUGGUGAGAAUGGAAAUGGAUGUUCUGAUACACAAUACAAGGAGUUAGGAGAUGCAGAAAUAAAAAUAGAGCCUGAGGAAUGGAUAAAACCACAACUUAUUAAGAUCAAUGGUACAUUUUCCUACCAUGAAAGAACUGAGCAUUCUGCACAGCCAAAUGGAAAUGAAAUGCUGGAAGAGUUUUUAGAUGCACCAUUGAAAGAGGAACCCACUAGUGAGGCAGACUCUGAAGCUGUACCUACAGACCUUCCUCUGGAGUGUAUGCUGUGCGCCAAGUCAUUCCACAGUGUAUCUGGGCUGAAGGCUCAUGUGAUAGCUCAACAUUCCUACAAAUCAGUAAAAAGAAAGAUUGGGGGAAAACAAUCGCCACCAAAGAAGAAGGAUAAAUACGUGUGCUCAACCUGUAGACGAAAUUUUGUAACAUCUACAGAUUUGAUGGUUCACGAGACAUGCCACAACAAAGCCAUAUGCUACGGCUGCAACCAGAAGUUCGACACAUUCGAACAGUUAGCCCAGCAUAGAGUGCGCUGUAAAGUUAUCACUACAAAAGACUUACCCAAGCCCAAGACCCUGGAAGAUGUCAAACGGAUAAUAGCUGAGGAGCACAAAUCCACUGAUGAUGAGGACUUGCCGAAGGAACAACUCGAGUGUCACCUCUGCACGGAGAGGUUCAGCGAUUCAUACUACAUGAGAAUCCACCAGGAGAUCCACCACAGCAGCGAGCAGCCCGAGCCGGCCGCGGCGCCGCCGCCCGACGACGCUGCGCACCACAUGGAUCCCGCCACACUUGAGAGCAUCUUCAGUGAAGAUAAAUAAACU